AGGUAUAUGCAAUUUAUUGUCUGUCAAUUACUCACAUUUGUUAAAAACAUGUGUCCCUUUAUUAAGUAAAGCAACUCUACGUUCUUUGUGAAUAGAACUAGAGAUGAAUUAUGAGAGGUGAUAAGUGUCUCAGUAAUGCAGGAAGACACAGAGGUAGAGCAAGAGGAAUAGCAAAAACGAGAGAUCUAAACAAGGGGCAAAUUAUUGGCAUGGGAAAAAUUUUGAUACAAUUUUCUGGCCUAAACACUCCUGUGUUUAGAGAAAUAGAAUUAGUUCAACAGCAAAAACUACCUGUAGAUCCUGUAGGAAAGCAAAAACUUAUAGAAUUACGACAAAGUCAAAUCAGACCAAUGCAAGUAAAAUUAUCACCAUUGGAACGUGGUUGGAUGAGCAUCACAAUGGAUGACAGAAAGAUUAGACCACCAGAUUCCAUUUGAGAAGUCCUGAUAUUAUUAGAAUCUUAUAUAACUAAUAUCUUUGUUCUGAAAAUACUUUUAAAAGUUUUGAAACCUGAAUUUUGGAAAACAAAAUGAUAACUUGUAUGACUAGUAAUCUAAAGCACAAGACUAGAAUUAUUUGUAAUAACUGGAAAUGAAAAUGGAUUAACUGAAGUGUUAUCAAAAGUACCUGUAACUAAAGCAUCCUUAAUGAUGACUAAAAAUAGGGCAGGUCAAAGAUUAAUGUAUAUUCCUAGAUAUAAGGAACACACUGUUUUUUCAGUUACAUGAUUUCUUUACACAAUUUUUGGAAGUACAAAAAUAUUUGUAAAGAAAAUGCAUGAAGGAUGGGCUUGUUUGUCAUCGUGCAAUAAAAGCGUGUUGCAAGGCAAUUGGCAUAAAGGAUAUGUAUGCCAAAGUAGAAGGAGUGCACACAUAGUCGACGACGGGAAGAUCUUAUAUGCGCAAGUGGUAUGACGCUGAAUAUGAAAGCGAUUCAGCUCGCCGCAAUACUCAUUGCGGCGAUAUUGUCCGCUGCGGCUGCGAAUAAUAUCAGCGAACAAUGCCAGGUUCACAAUGAGAGGCGGAUUACGUGUAGUUGCAUCGGAAACGAGGAAUUUUUGCUGCCGGAAGAAUAUAAUUACAAGAAUGUUACCAGCAUAUCUCUCACGGGAUGCGUUUCAGCAAAUCUCCAUUACUCGAGUCUACCGGAAGCGAAUGAGCUCGAGGAAAUAAUAGUUCAGAAUAUCAGCGGUCGUCUGGACUUUGAGGUCUUUAUCACGUCAAAUCGGAUGAAGCUGCUGAAACUAUCGAAUAUUGGUCGGAUACCGGUGAUUGCGAGCUACACGUUCGUAAACCUUAUAGCGAUCGAAAGGCUUGAGAUCACGGAUGCAGUCAUCGAAAACUUUGAGGAAGAUUUCACCAUCAUCAAUGUGUCGCAUUUUAUCGUAACGAAUGUCACGAUUGAACGAGUCAACAGGCUGAACAUCUCCGAAAAGGGCAUGACGCUGAGUAUCAUCAACAGUAGAAUACAAAACGUCGCGACAUCCUUAAACUUCGCCAACUUUCAGUUCAUCCAGAUCAUCGAUUCCAAGUUCGAGCUGCAGAAACCGGGUCUGGUAUCCAUCCAGGGCGACGAGGCAAUCGUGAAGAACAGCGUCUUCACGAACGUGAGCAUGAAUCUAGUGGCGAAGGACUCUAUAACUAUAAAUGGCAUCUGUGCAAUUGGUAAAAGUACCUUGAGACUAGCGGCCAAGUACAUCAACAGUACUGGCAAUCGGCUGCCGAACGAGAUUGCCUAUCCGAGGGACAACAAUCAGAAACCAGAAUUCUUCACGAAUCGUAAUAAUACUGUCUGCAAAGCGGGCAAUUGCAAGUGCUUGGAAAGUAACGGGCAAAUUCCAUGUCAGCUGAUUGUUCCGACGUUCAUUCUCGGUUGCUUAUUCACAUCAUUGUUAUCAAAAGGCUUCCUAUAAUUAUUUCACAAUUUGUAAACAAAUGGCAUCAUAAUUACUCAGCUUUUUAUAUAAUUUACAGAAAAAAAAUUUGUUUUAUCAAAUUCUCAAUCGAGCUACUCUUUCUAUAUUGGAUUCAAGUUUAGUUUUUGCAUCUAUUGGAAAACUAUCAAUUGGGGCAGACUACAGAAUUGAAUUUAGAUUCUUACUCCAUUGUUGCAUAUGUCUCUAAAAAGAUGAUUGGGCUUUUUUUCAUAUAAAUAAAAUGAGAAUUCCAA
This is a messenger RNA of Camponotus floridanus (Florida carpenter ant), 2169 nucleotides long. RefSeq lists its product as uncharacterized. NCBI's taxonomy places the organism in Eukaryota, Metazoa, Arthropoda, Insecta, Hymenoptera, Formicidae. The coding region runs from base 911 to 1912 and encodes 333 amino acids. The transcript is spliced from 6 exons. The record is from RefSeq and is a predicted model, not a curated record.